Molecule: messenger RNA, 1175 nt
Organism: Lactuca virosa
Lineage: Eukaryota; Viridiplantae; Streptophyta; Magnoliopsida; Asterales; Asteraceae
Source: the annotation of a GenBank genome assembly
CUACAAUUUACCCUCUUUUUAACACAAAAGGAAAAUAUUUAUCAUAAACUAUUUGGCAAGUAGUGUCUUCUUGGGUUAGGAUAAACCUGCAACUUUCUCCUAUCCUCUGCCUCCCAACUUCAACAGAGUAAAAGAGAGCAAGCGAAAGAGAUGAGUUCUUCAAUCUGCACACCCAAUUCUCUCCUUUCUUACACCCGCUUGAAACCCAAUUCCAAUACUCUUCAUCCCCCUCUUCCAAAACGCCCAUCAACCCUUUCUUUCACUCCCAGAGCUUCUCUUUCAGUCCCUAAAGAAGCAGUUCUCAAAUCCUUCCAUGAAAGAAGAGCACUCAAGAUCAUUUCAGGCUUGCAGAAUUUCAACAAAGACAACGUUGCUUCUGUUGUUAUCGCUGCAGAUAAGGGUGGAGCUACUCAUGUGGAUAUAGCUUGUGAUCCGGAGUUGGUCAAACUCGUCACCAGCUUGACUUCUCUCCCUAUUUGUGUGUCGUCAGUAGAUCCAUCUGCUUUCCUUGCUGCUGUAGAAGCUGGAGCUUCCAUGGUGGAGAUUGGGAACUAUGAUUCAUUCUAUGAUGCUGGCAUUGUUUUUUCACCCGACCAGAUAUUGAACUUAACUGUUGAGACGCGAAAAAUUCUUCCGUUUGUGACAUUAUCUGUCACUGUGCCUCACACACUAAGCCUCCCUGAUCAAGCGAAGCUUGCGGAGCAAUUGCAACAAGAAGGUGUUGACAUUAUUCAAACUGAAGGAGGAAAAUGCUCCAAUCCUUCAAAGCCCGGUGUUCUUGGUUUGAUUGAAAAGGCGAAUCCAACGCUAGCAGCAGCGUAUACAAUUUCACGUGCUGUGAAGAUCCCGGUGAUGUGUGCAUCUGGAUUAAGUGCGGUCACAGCACCAAUGGCCAUCACUGCAGGUGCUGCAGGAGUGGGUGUUGGGUCAGCGAUCAACAAGUUGAAUGAUGUGGUUGCGAUGAUUGCGGAAGUGAGAAGCAUUGCAGAUUCAUUGGGGUUGUCGAUGAACACGGGAAGUGAGUUAGAGAAGAGAGCUUUGAGAGUGUAGAGAGUUGUUUAGUUUGAAAUAAAUAGGUGCAAUUGUUGUUCAUGUAGAGUGAAGAAGAUGAAUCUGUUGUUUGACUUUUGACUUUUGUCAUCUAGGAGUCAAACAUGUAAAGAACCAUGAGAGGU